AUGGUCUAUAUGGAGCGGCUUAUUGGUGUGAAACAAAAUAUACCUGCCUGGGUCCGUUUGUUGGUCGGAGUUCGCGAUCGCUCAUACGCUUUAGAACGAAUCCAGUUCAAUCCACACCAUCCUUGUGUGCAUAUGCACACUGUAAAUCUCUCUUACAGUGACUUUAUUCAAGUCAAAGAACAUAUAUCGUACAUGCCCGAUAACGGCCGCACACGAUAUAUUCAGAAUGCGCAUAUUGAGUGCCCAGGGCUCACACAUGUCGCACACGGCGUUUUUGACUCGGCGGCCGCGCGACUCGAGGAGUUUACUCUUCAUAGAUUUCGUGAAAAUGCCGAGCGUGGGCGUUCCGGCUUUACGCAUGUGCUUCAAGCUAUGUUCGGUCCUGCGCUAGCUCAGUUUGCGCACAUAGCUACACCAAGCGCGAACUGA
Messenger RNA from Malassezia globosa CBS 7966, 429 nucleotides. RefSeq lists its product as uncharacterized. The coding region runs from base 1 to 429 and encodes 142 amino acids. Gene Ontology annotation, biological process: phospholipid transport. NCBI's taxonomy places the organism in Eukaryota, Fungi, Basidiomycota, Malasseziomycetes, Malasseziales, Malasseziaceae. Gene Ontology annotation, cellular component: mitochondrial intermembrane space. Gene Ontology annotation, molecular function: phosphatidic acid transfer activity. The record is from RefSeq and is a predicted model, not a curated record. The transcript has 3 exons.